AUGGAAAGCAAACUAUAAAAUUUUGAGAUUUUGAACAAACUAGGUAUGAUUGUAAUCAGGAAAUUAUUGUAGGUUCUGGAGCUUAUUCUUCUGUUUACAAAGUGUAAAGAAAGUCUGAUGGAAAUAUUUAUGCUUUAAAAAAAGUAAAAAGUUGUGAUGAAAUAAAAUAAAGGUUAAAUUAGUGGAUAUAGGAGAUAGAGAGAAAUAGAAUGCUCUGAAUGAGGUUCGUUUUAUAGCAUCAAUCCAUCAUGAGAACGUAGUUUCUUACAAGGAAUGUUUCAUUGAAGNCAUAAUCAUAGUUUUCAUUAUCAAGAAUUCCUAAUAAUGA
Paramecium sonneborni is the source of this 328-nucleotide messenger RNA. The record is from the annotation of a GenBank genome assembly. Lineage: Eukaryota; Ciliophora; Oligohymenophorea; Peniculida; Parameciidae.